Molecule: messenger RNA, 241 nt
Organism: Dentiscutata erythropus
Lineage: Eukaryota; Fungi; Glomeromycota; Glomeromycetes; Diversisporales; Gigasporaceae
Source: the annotation of a GenBank genome assembly
CGGAACCGACUAUACCGAAAUAACUGAUAUCAGUAAUCAAGAACUUAUGGAAUGGGCUCAAUCGCAUGGUGAAAAUGGUGAUGCUGGAAUUUUAUGUAUUAAAAGAAGAUUUAAAUCAAAUUGGGGGCAUUUUCAAUUCGCUACAGUCGAAAAAGCAAAUAUGUUUCUUCAAUUAUUGGGUACCCGCCCACAUAAUAUUACAUCGGACAAAAAAAUAAAAAUUUCACCUCCAAGAAAUACG